This is a messenger RNA of Melanotaenia boesemani (Boeseman's rainbowfish), 1603 nucleotides long. RefSeq names its product ribonucleotide reductase M2 b (gene rrm2b). Gene Ontology annotation, biological process: deoxyribonucleotide biosynthetic process. Gene Ontology annotation, molecular function: ribonucleoside-diphosphate reductase activity, thioredoxin disulfide as acceptor. Gene Ontology annotation, cellular component: cytosol. The coding region runs from base 102 to 1169 and encodes 355 amino acids. The record is from RefSeq and is a predicted model, not a curated record. Lineage: Eukaryota; Metazoa; Chordata; Actinopteri; Atheriniformes; Melanotaeniidae. The transcript is spliced from 9 exons.
GUUUAUUUCCGUUCAAAAACAGAGUUUAAAGCUACAGCCAUGUUCAAAGAGUCAUGAAACGAAGUGCCAGAUAGCGAGAAGAUCCAAAUUCAUUCCUCAUAAUGACUCCAACGGUGAAGAAAAUGUCUUCUCAGGAAAAUGAUCACUUAAAUAACGGCUUCAGAGAAAAAGAUGCAGGCUGUCAACCCAGAUCAGAGACCGAGGACGAACCUUUACUUCGAGAGAACCCUCGACGGUUCGUCGUCUUCCCCAUCCAGUACCCGGAUAUCUGGAAGAUGUACAAGCAGGCACAGGCCUCUUUCUGGACGGUGGAGGAGGUUGAUCUAUCCAAAGACUUGGUACACUGGGACCGUCUGAAGCCUGAGGAAAAACACUUUGUCUCGCAUGUCUUAGCCUUCUUUGCUGCCAGUGAUGGCAUUGUCAAUGAGAACCUGGUGCAGAGGUUCAGCCAGGAGGUGCAGAUCCCAGAAGCGCGAUCCUUCUACAGCUUCCAGAUCCUCAUAGAGACUGUUCACUCAGAGAUGUACAGUAUGCUCAUCAACACUUACAUCAGAGACCUGAAGGAGAGGGACUAUUUAUUCAACGCCAUUCAGACCAUGCCUUGUGUGCAACAAAAAGCAGACUGGGCCCUCCAGUGGAUAAAUGACAACAAAUCCACAUUUGGGGAGCGACUUGUGGCUUUCGCAGCUGUGGAGGGCAUCUUCUUCUCUGGCUCAUUUGCUGCCAUCUAUUGGCUAAAGAAGAGAGGCCUCAUGCCUGGCCUUACCUACUCCAAUGAGCUGAUCAGCAGAGAUGAGGGUCUGCACUGUAACUUUGCCUGCCUUCUGUACAGCUACCUGGUGAAAAAGCCCUCAGAGGACCGAGUCAAGGAUAUCAUUACCAAAGCUGUCCACAUUGAGCAGGAGUUUUUGACAGAGGCCCUUCCAGUUGACCUAAUUGGAAUCAAUUGUCCUCUGAUGAAGCAGUAUAUUGAGUUUGUUGCUGACCGCCUUCUCACCGAUCUUGGACUGGCCAAGAUUUACAAAGCUGAAAAUCCAUUUGACUUCAUGGAGUCCAUCUCAUUAGAGGGGAAAACGAACUUCUUUGAGAAAAGGGUAGCAGAGUAUCAGAGAUUUGGAGUGAUGUCAAACGUGAUGGGCGGUGAAUUCACCCUGGAUGCAGACUUCUGAAAUUGAGAUGAUGCUCAGUUACAUAUUUGUUACAUUUGAUUGUUUUAUUUGCUUUUGUUAAAGCAGACAUUGACAAAUAGGCUCAGUUCUUGUCUCAGCAAUAUCCUUAUACUUCAUAGGUUACAGUUAUACAAGUUGCCUGUUUAUAAAUGGUAUGGUGAACAAAUCACUCUCAAAUCCUGACCUGUGGCUUUUUCAAAUUUGACAUACUGCAGCAAGGCACUUAUCUCUUUGGUUUACCUUAUUGUAUUAAGUUUGGGUAGGGGGGGGGGGGGUAUUGUACAGCACUUCUUGGACACUUAAAGGUGAUUGUUUUUGUUUUGUUUUUCCCUUAAGAUGUAAAGAAUAAUUAUAUUAUUUUGUGUGCUCACUUUUAUGGCAAAAUAUUAUUUAUUCGUAGUUUUAAUUGGUCAAUAAAAUUUUGUAAACAUUUA